Aspergillus oryzae RIB40 is the source of this 453-nucleotide messenger RNA. RefSeq names its product fungal specific transcription factor domain-containing protein. The transcript has a single exon. Bases 1 to 453 code for a protein of 150 amino acids. NCBI's taxonomy places the organism in Eukaryota, Fungi, Ascomycota, Eurotiomycetes, Eurotiales, Aspergillaceae. The record is from RefSeq and is a predicted model, not a curated record.
AUGGUUGACGAGUGUACUCGGCUAAUUCCGAAUGGAAUGAUGUCCGCGGGAAGGGGAGAUUUAAAUUUAAAUAGUUGUGGCGAGCGCCAGCAGCUAUUGUAUAUCUAUCUAACACAGGUCGAUCCUUUAGUGAAGAUUCUGCAUCGUCCAUCCAUUCAGGCGCAUCUGUUGGAAGGAGAAUGCUACCUGCACUACGAGCCCUGGCAUCCGGCGCCUGCAGCUCUCGCAUCUGCCAUAUACUACGCUGCCAGCUGUACUGUCAACCAAGAUACAUGUCUCUCCUGCUUUGGAAUGGAUAAAGUGUCCCUAAUUUCAAAAUAUCAGAAGGAGUCGACUGCAGCUCUCGAACGAGCGGACUACCUGUUGACGGAUGAUCUAACUGUCCUCCAAGCCUUUGUGAUAUCUUUGGUAAGUGUGAAGGAUGUUGAUCUGGUUGUCUUACUUGCUGAAUGA